Molecule: messenger RNA, 765 nt
Organism: Gastrolobium bilobum
Lineage: Eukaryota; Viridiplantae; Streptophyta; Magnoliopsida; Fabales; Fabaceae
Product: zinc finger protein JAGGED-like
Exons: 5
Coding region: 1-765 (254 amino acids)
Molecular function (GO): DNA-binding transcription factor activity
Source: RefSeq, a predicted model, not a curated record
AUGCUAAUUUGGAAUCUCUACAAGCCAUUUAGAAGGAGACCAGAAGGGAACCCAUUAGAUCUCAACAAUAUUCCUGAUGAACACUCUGGAGAUGAUAAACAUGUCCUCGAAGAUAGCUCCUCAUCUGGAUUCAAAAGCGGCGUGAAGGAUUCAAAAGACGAGUGUGGGAAGGUCUACGAGUGCAGAUUUUGUUCCCUUAAGUUCUGCAAGUCUCAGGCACUUGGGGGACACAUGAACCGCCACCGUCAAGAAAGGGAAACAGAGGCUCUGAACCAAGCUCGUCAGCUACUCUACCAUAACGAUCAUAACCUACAAACCCAAGGUGCCCCCCACUUAGGAUACGGCAAACCAGUAGCAUCAGGGAACUUUCAUCCAAUAAGUAACAUGGGAGACCCAACAAUGCGUAUGAGAUUCCCAGGACACGUGUCUGGUUCAUUCUCAAACCACAUGCCAGAACCUCUUGUUCCUCCACAACAACAAUACUUAUAUGGCACUGCCCCUUCACGGCGCUUCUCUUUUCCGUCACACUAUUCCCAACAUCCUGUGAACGAUUACUAUGUAGGUCAUGUCCUUAGUGGCAACCUCAACUAUGAGGCAACAGAGUCUGUUUACACUUGCAUAGGGGCACCUGUAGGACAAGCAUUCGCGGGUAGUGGUAACGACAGGUCACUGCACAAUGAAGAUGAUGAAGGGUUGAAUUGGGGAAGGAGCUAUUCAGGAACACAGAAGCAGCGUUCAAUAGGUUUCAAGAUAGGUUCUAAUUAA